Parnassius mnemosyne (clouded apollo) is the source of this 546-nucleotide messenger RNA. The record is from the annotation of a GenBank genome assembly. Lineage: Eukaryota; Metazoa; Arthropoda; Insecta; Lepidoptera; Papilionidae.
AUGUCUUUAUUGCCAUUCUUAUUAGAUUUGGAUCGACCACGACGUCUUCUUGAUCAGCAUUUAGCGAUAGCUUUAACUCCAGAGGAUAUCCUCGCUGCCGUUGGCCAACCGAGAGACUACCUUCGGCCGUGGAAGCAACUGUCAACCAUUUUGCAAGACGCGGACACUACCAUUAAAACCGAUAAGAACAAGUUUCAGAUUAAUUUGGACGUGCAACAUUUUGCGCCUGAGGAAAUUACAGUGAAGACGUCCAAUGGUCAUGUCGUGAUUGAAGGGAAGCAUGAGGAGAAACAAGAUGAACAUGGCUGGGUGUCUCGACAGUUCACAAGAAGAUACGCUCUUCCCGAGUCGUGUAGUGUCGACGCAGUGCAAUCUCGGCUGUCUUCGGAUGGCGUGCUAACUAUCAUUGCACCACUGGAGCGUCCCCAAGCUUCUAACGAGCGUGUUGUGCCGAUAAUUCACACCGGGCCAGUAAAGACCCAGCCUGACGGUGGCAAGUCCGAAAUCGGUGACGGCGAAGCCGCACCGGUUGAUAACGGACAGUAA